Maniola jurtina (meadow brown) is the source of this 1442-nucleotide messenger RNA. RefSeq lists its product as uncharacterized. The transcript has 4 exons. The record is from RefSeq and is a predicted model, not a curated record. The coding region runs from base 78 to 923 and encodes 281 amino acids. NCBI's taxonomy places the organism in Eukaryota, Metazoa, Arthropoda, Insecta, Lepidoptera, Nymphalidae.
UUCUUGCAUGUACCACAAGUUGUGAUUACGCGUCUGGAUAGACACGUAACCACACGUACAUAAUCUUGCAAAACCAAAUGUUAAAAAUGUAUUGCUCAUCCAUAUUUCUUUUUAGUUUGAUUUUGAUAAUAUUUUUAUCUGAAAAAGUUACCGGACGAAGCCAGUUCAACGACAACUAUGAAGCGCCACAAUACAAACGUCAAGUUGAAGUCACGGAUAUUGGAAAUGGCAAUCACAGACACAAUGUCAUAGAUUUUGGCCCAAAUGUCAAUAGUGCUGGUCCCACUCAACACGGUAGAUCCCAGCCUGAUAACAGAUUUGGUGAUAGUCCUCUGACGUACAAUAACAACCCAACUAACCCAGGAACACCACGUCCAAAUCAGUAUCUUGGAUCUACAGCUAACAUUGGACAUGGAUAUGAUAACCGCAACACAGUAUCACUAAAUACCGACCCUAGAACCCUUCAAACCCAAAGCAGACCUUACAAUACUAGAAAUAAUGGUGGAACAUCUUUUUUGAGUGACGCUGGUCUUUUCAAUGUUGGCUAUGGCAUAAAUAAUCAUAAUCAGAUCCUUGUUAACGGCCGACCAUUACAACCUGCUGCACCAGUGAAUAGUGGCAGCAGAAACCCUCAAACAGAAAACAGAGCUAGCAAUCCCAGCAAUAAUGGUGGCUAUGAAACAAGAACUAGUACUAGUCCGGUCUACGUAAAUGGCCAACCAAUACAACCAGUACGUAAUGAUGGAGCCUGGAGCACAUACCAAGCAAAUGGUGAAAAUAUACACAUUUUAAAUACAGGAAGUUCACAGCCGAUAAACAGAGGUCCUCAAUUGAAAACAUUGUACGCCGUGUCAGCACAAUUAGAGCAAAUUAAAGCACAAUUGAGACAAGAAGCGGCAAGACUAAACAUGAAAUUACAGUAACAUUGAAACUGAUUAAGGAUAUUCAAAACCCCAUUGCUAAAAUGCUAAACAGUAAAAGUUGUAAACAGAAAAAAAUUUAAGAUUUUCCUUUAGCCACUUGUAAUGUAAUGAUGCUCACAAUAAUUUUAAUCUAAUUGUGCUCAAAUAGUCAUAAAACAUUGUUAUUACAAAAAAAGUUGUUGUUAUAACAGAAUGUGAGUGAAUUGUUGUAAUGUAUGGGUACUGUUAAAGAAAGUUGUUAGUUGUAUGAGAAAAAAGGUCUUAUUGAACAACCAACUUCCAUUGGAGAGCACUAUUGUACCAGGUAUAAUUAAUAAAUAAUUUAAAUAAUAAAUAAUGAAUUGAGUAGCGGUUGUUUCAUAAUUAUUCUGACUGCGUCUAUGACAAUAAUGUAAUCUAUUUAUAUGCCAAAAUCUUUCAUUGUGGCUAUUUUAUGAAGUAUUAUAGUUUACAGUAACUGCAAUAUAUAUUUUUUUGAUUUGUAAUCAUGAAACUACAUAACAACAUGCCAUGAAAAUC